Messenger RNA from Pyricularia oryzae 70-15, 321 nucleotides. RefSeq lists its product as uncharacterized. The record is from RefSeq and is a predicted model, not a curated record. The annotation marks the transcript as partial. The transcript has a single exon. Lineage: Eukaryota; Fungi; Ascomycota; Sordariomycetes; Magnaporthales; Pyriculariaceae.
AUGGGACGUUUUACGUGCCGCAACCGGCAAUGCGCUAGCGGGGGCUGGUUCAGUAGGACAAUGGGCAUAUGGAUUCGGCAGUUCCGCGGCGGUCGCUACAACGCCAUAGUCUACAGCCAGGAGUGUGAGCUGUGUGGUUGGCUCGGCUGGCUAACUCUCGACCGAGGCUCCCAUAUAGAAAGGGUACCAUACUGGCUCAAGAAGUGGGCGGGCGUGCCAGUGGAGCCACCUCCUCGCCGAGAAAAAAGGGGCCCUCCCCACAAACAACAGCUUUGCGAGGGAUGCAGGAGGGGUUUGUGUCAGGUUGGCAGACGCCGCAUU